Alternaria arbusti is the source of this 492-nucleotide messenger RNA. RefSeq lists its product as uncharacterized. Lineage: Eukaryota; Fungi; Ascomycota; Dothideomycetes; Pleosporales; Pleosporaceae. The transcript is spliced from 2 exons. The coding region runs from base 1 to 492 and encodes 163 amino acids. The record is from RefSeq and is a predicted model, not a curated record.
AUGUUUACCACCAAGGCGACCUCACUGCGAGCUCUGUCUCGCGUGCCAUGCCAGGCCAGGUGCCCAGCAGCAAGGAGGCCUUAUGCGACAGACCAUGAGCAGCGCACCAAGGAAACGCUGAAGACAUCGUCGCGAUUGACAUGGCUCACCACCACCGCGGCCGCCGGCGCUGCAGCCCUCUACUACACCACCACCCCAUCCACGUCAUCCGCCUCCACCUCCUCCGCGCAAUCAACCUCUAAAUCCUCUCCACCUCCUUCGGCGUCACACGAUACCAGCCGACCAGGGCAUCGCCACGAAUCCGAGUACGCCUCCGACGUCCCCAAGCCCGUAGAAGACCGCCACGGCGACAGCGUCACCAAACAUAGCAUCGCCGCGCACAAGAACCAGAACAAAGUUCGCGAGGGCAAGUUCUCGGGCAAGGAGUUUGACAACCAUGAGCAGGUACAUUCGCCGGGGAAGCCUGGAGGUGACUUCGAGGUGAAGCGGUAG